Molecule: messenger RNA, 4157 nt
Organism: Enhydra lutris kenyoni (northern sea otter)
Lineage: Eukaryota; Metazoa; Chordata; Mammalia; Carnivora; Mustelidae
Product: collagen type XVIII alpha 1 chain
Source: RefSeq, a predicted model, not a curated record
GCCGAGCGCUCAGCAUCCGCGGCGCGGACUGUCGGGCCCGCAGAGCAUGGCGCCGAGGUGGCCUUGGCUGCGGCCGCGGUCGCGGUCGCGGAGCCUCCUGGACGUGCUCGCCGCGCUGGUCCUGCUGCUCGGAGUGCGCGCGGCCUCCGCGGAGCCAGAAACUCUGGGCGCGGAGGUGAGGCUCCUGCAGCUGCUCGGAGAGCCCCCGCCCCAGCAGGUGACCCAGGUGGAGGACCCCGACGUGGGGCCGGCCUUCGUCUUCGGCCCGGAUGCCAACAGCGGCCAGGCCGCCCGCUACCACUUCCCCGGCCGGUUCUUCCGCGACUUCUCGCUGCACUUCCACGUCCGGCCCGCCACCGAGGACGCGGGGGUGCUGUUCGCCGUGACGGACGCGGCGCAGGCGGUGGUCUCCGUGGGCGUGAAGCUGUCGGGCGUGCGCGACGGGCACCAGCAGAUCCAGCUGCUGUACACGGAGCCGGGGGCCGCGCGGACCCACACGGCCGCCAGCUUCCGCCUGCCCGCCUUCACCGGCCAGUGGACGCGCUUUGCCCUCAGUGUGGACGGCGCGACCGCGGCGCUGUUCGUGGACUGCGAGUUGUUCCAGCGGGUGCCAUUGGCGCGCUCCCCGCGGGGCCUGGAGCUGGAGCCCGGCGCUGGCCUCUUCGUGGCCCAGGCCGGAGGAGCGGACCCUGAUAAGUUCCAGGGGGCGAUCGCAGAGCUGAGGGUGCGCAGGGACCCCCAUGUGAGCUCCCUGCACUGUCUGGAGGAGGACGAUGAGGACAGCGGCGGGGCGUCCGGAGACUUCGGGAGCGGGCUGGAGGAGACCCGGGAGCCCCUCAGGGAGCCGUCGGGUCCGUCGUCCAAACCCAGCCUCCCUGAGGCUCCCCCGGUCACUUCUCCACCCUUGGCUGCGGGCGGGAAUGAGGAAGAUUCCAGAACCGAAGAAAUUGAGGAAGAAACCACGGUGUCUGCGUUGGCAGCUCGGACCCUCCCCAGCUUGGAUAUGGUCACCGCAGGGAGCGUUUGGAGCCUCGGGGGCGGCCUGGAUGAGGGUCCUGCUGUGCGGAGCCCUGAGGCACCGCCUGUACCCGGGCCGCAGGGCCCCCCUGGCCCCCCAGGGCCACCAGGGAAGGAUGGCAUCCCCGGAAGGGACGGCGAGCCAGGGGAUCCUGGUGAAGACGGGAGAGCGGGCGACCCUGGGCCACAGGGCUUUCCCGGGACCCCGGGAGACGCGGGCCCCAAGGGCGAGAAGGGGGACCCCGGGGUCGGGCCGAGAGGACCUCCAGGACCCCAAGGGCCUCCAGGGCCACCAGGACCCUCCUUCAGGCAUGACAAGCUGACCUUCAUCGACAUGGAGGGGUCCGGGUUCGGCGGAGACCUGGAGAGCCUCCGGGGCCCCAGAGGCUUCCCCGGCCCCCCGGGGCCCCCAGGCGUCCCAGGCCUGCCCGGAGAGCCAGGCCGCUUCGGGAUGAACAGCUCAGACGUGCCAGGACCCGCCGGCCUCCCUGGUGUGCCCGGGCGGGACGGGCCCCCUGGGCUUCCUGGCACCCCGGGACCGCCAGGCCCUCCAGGAAGAGACGGGGGAUCAGGGAAGACGGGCCAGAAAGGCAGCCCCGGCGACGCGGGCGCCCCGGGACCUAAGGGAGACAAGGGUGACCCCGGCCCCGCUGGCGCUCCUGGGGAGAAUGGCUUGGCAGGAGCCCCCGGACCAGCCGGAUCACCAGGGCCCCCCGGCCCCCCCGGGCCACCAGGACCAGGACUCACCACAGGGUUUGAUGACAUGGAAGGCUCCGGGGUACCCUUCUGGCCGACGGCUCAAGGAGCCAGCGGGCCGCAGGGACCCGCCGGCCCACCCGGGGUCAAGGGGGAUCCCGGGGUAACCGGACCGCCGGGUGCCAAGGGAGAAGUCGGGGCUGAUGGACCUCCUGGGUUCCCCGGCCUCCCUGGCAGAGAGGGCACAGCUGGAGCCCAGGGACCCAAAGGAGAAAAAGGGACCCAGGGAGAGAAAGGCGACCCAGGGAGGGAUGGAGUGGGACAGCCCGGCCUCCCCGGACCCCCCGGACCCCCAGGGCCUGUCGUCUACAUGUCGGAGCAGGAUAGAGCGCUGGCCGGCGUGCCUGGACCCGAGGGCCGGCCGGGGUUCGCUGGCUUUCCCGGACCGGCUGGGCCAAAGGGAGAUCUGGGCUCAAAAGGCCAGCAGGGCCUCCCGGGACCCAAGGGUGAGAAGGGCGAGCCCGGCCCGGUCUUCAGCCCCGAUGGCAGCAUGCUGGCACCAGGCCAGAAAGGGGCCAAGGGAGAGCCCGGCUUCCGAGGACCCCCGGGUCCCUACGGACGGCCGGGGCACAAGGGAGAGAUUGGCUUCCCUGGGCGGCCGGGUCGCCCCGGGAUGAACGGAUUGAAGGGGGAGAAGGGGGAGCCAGGACACGCCAGCGUCGGCUUCGGUGUGAGGGGUCCACCCGGUCCCCCCGGGCCUCCGGGGCCCCCAGGGCCUCCUGGGGUUCCCAUUUAUGACAGCAACGCCUUUACGGAGUCCGGCCGCCCUGGAGCCCCAGGAUUGCCAGGGCUCCAGGGGCCUUCUGGACCCAAGGGUGACAAAGGAGAUGUGGGCCCUCCAGGACCACCAGGGCAGUUCCCGUUGGACCUGCUCCCGCUGGAGGCUGAAAUGAAGGGGGAGAAGGGGGACCGAGGGGACCCUGGGCCGAAGGGCGAACGGGGUGAGCCCGGGGGUGGUGGAUUCUUCAGCUCAAGUGUGCCUGGACCCCCCGGCCCACCAGGCUACCCUGGGAUUCCGGGUCCCAAGGGAGAGAGCAUUCGGGGCCAGCCUGGCCCACCUGGACCUCAGGGACCCCCUGGCAUCGGCCAUGAGGGGCGUCAGGGACCCCCUGGGCCCCCUGGACCCCCGGGUCCCCCAGGGCCCCCUUCCUUUCCUGGCCCUUACCGGCAAAGUUUCUCUCCUACAGCCAUCAGUGUUCCUGGCCCCCCAGGCCCACCUGGGCCCCCUGGGCCCCCUGGAACCAUGGGCACGUCCUCCGGGCAGGUGAGGAUCUGGGCCACGUACCAGACCAUGCUGGACAAGGUGCCUGAGGUGCCGGAGGGCUGGCUCAUCUUCGUGGCCGAGAGGGAGGAGCUGUACGUCCGGGUCCGUGGCGGGCUGCGGAAGGUCCUGCUGGAGGCACGGACGCCACUCCCACGUGGGAUGGACGAGGUGGCCGCCUUGCAGCCCCCUGCGGGCAACCCAUACCCCCGGCGGGAGCUCACCCACUCCACGGUGCGGCCCUGGCGGGCAGAUGACAUCCUGGCCAGCCCCCCGCGUCUGCCGGACCCCCAGCCCUACCCUGGGGCCCCACACCAUGGCUCCUACCGGCACUUCCAGCCGGCUCGCCCCACCGGCGGGCCCACCCACAGCCACACCCACCAGGACUACCAGCCGGUGCUGCACCUGGUGGCCCUGAACAGUCCCCAGCCGGGUGGCCUGCGUGGCAUCCGAGGGGCCGACUUCCAGUGCUUCCAGCAGGCGCGCGCUGCCAGGCUGCCUGGCACCUUCCGCGCCUUCCUGUCCUCGAGGCUGCAGGACCUCUACAGCGUGGUGCGCCGAGCCGACCGCACCGGCGUGCCCAUCGUCAACCUCAGGGACGAGGAGCUGUUCCCCAGCUGGGAGGCCUUGUUCUCAGGCUCCGAGGGCCAGCUGAAGCCUGGGGCCCGCAUCUUCUCUUUCGACGGCAGAGACGUCCUGCAGCACCCGGCCUGGCCCCAGAAGAGCGUGUGGCACGGCUCGGACCCCAGCGGGCGCCGGCUGACCGACAGCUACUGUGAGACGUGGCGGACAGAGACUGCGGGCGUCAUGGGCCAGGCGUCCUCCCUGCUGGCCGGCCGGCUGCUGGAGCAGAAGGCCGUGAGCUGCCACCAUGCCUUCAUCGUGCUCUGCAUCGAGAACAGCUUCAUGACCUCCUCCUCCAAGUAGGGGCUCCGCCGGCUCGGACGGACGGGACGGACGGAUGGGCCGGACGGGCGGCCUGACGGCCCACUGGGAGGCCAGGAGACAGAAGCACCAGGCAGGAGCACCCCUCCCCCCCCAGGGUGGGGACCCGGCUGGGACACUUUCUUGUAUGGCUCACGUGUAAUGUAACCCUCAAGAAAUAAAAGGAAGCCAAAGAGUG